GCCAGGGGGGAGGGAAGCGGCUCUCCCGCAGCCGGCCCAGCGCCCGCAGCCCCGCGUGAAGAGGAGCGGCCGCUCCCCGCCGGCCGCUCCCGGCUGAUGCCCGCACAGACCUCCUGAUACUGUGUGUAUUGAGGGGAAGAAGAUGUUUUGUCGAUACGAGAUACAGAGCUGUUUUCUCUUGGCUUUUCUAGCUGUCACAGCUUUUUUCAUCAGUGAUGUUCAGGGCCAAGUGCCUCCACCAACAAGACUAAGAUAUAAUGUAGUGAGUCCUGACAGUGUACAGAUCUCUUGGAAAGCCCCCAAAGGGCAGUUCACUGGAUAUAAACUUCUUGUCACUCCAAGUUCAGGUGGAAAAACAAAUCAAUUAAUUCUUCAAAAUACUGCGACCAAAGCAAUUAUUCAAGGUCUCAUUCCAGAUCAAAAUUAUGCCCUUGAGAUCAUUGCAUUCAAUGAAGACAAGGAGAGUAAGCCAGCACAAGGCCAGUUCAGAAUUAAAGACAUAGAGAGAAGAAAAGACACAAGUAAAUCCAAGGUGAAGGAUCCAGAAAAAACAAAUGCGAGUAAACCAGCUCCAGAAGGGAGCCUGUUUACCUGUAAAACUCCAGCAAUUGCAGAUAUUGUGAUACUAGUAGAUGGUUCUUGGAGUAUUGGCAGAUUCAAUUUCAGGCUCGUUCGACUGUUCCUGGAAAACCUAGUUUCUGCUUUCAAUGUGGGAUCUGAGAAAACAAGAGUAGGUCUUGCACAGUACAGUGGUGAUCCCCGAAUUGAAUGGCACUUGAAUGCCUAUGGCACAAAGGAUGCUGUUUUGGAUGCGGUCCGGAAUCUACCGUAUAAGGGAGGGAAUACUUUAACAGGUCUUGCCUUAACUUAUAUUUUGGAAAACAGCUUUAAGCCUGAGGCAGGUGCAAGACCUGGAGUAUCUAAAAUUGGGAUACUGAUCACUGAUGGGAAGUCCCAAGAUGAUGUUAUCCCUCCUGCUAAAAACCUGCGGGAUGCUGGCAUUGAGCUGUUUGCUAUUGGUGUAAAGAAUGCAGAUAUAAAUGAACUCAAAGAGAUUGCCUCUGAGCCUGACAGCACACAUGUCUACAACGUGGCUGACUUUAACUUCAUGCAUACCAUAGUUGAAGGUCUUACAAGAACAGUGUGCUCACGAGUAGAGGAGCAGGAAAAGGAAAUCAAAGGAACAAUUGCUUCUCUUGGGACUCCUUCAGAUUUGGUCACGUCGGAGGUAACAGCAAGAGGCUUCCGCGUUAGCUGGACCCACGCGCCAGGCAAAGUGGAAAAAUACAGGGUUGUGUACUACCCCACUCGAGGAGGACAGCCAGAAGAGGUUGUGGUAGAUGGAAGUGUAUCCACAGCAGUUCUGAAAAACCUGAUGUCUUUAACUGAGUACCAGAUAGCUGUGUUUGCCAUCUACUCCAACGCUGCGAGUGAGGGCCUCCGUGGAACGGAAACCACACUUGCCCUGCCGAUGCCGUCGGAUCUGCAGCUGUACGAUGUGUCCCAGAGCAGCAUGAGGGUCAGCUGGAGUGGAGUCGUGGGUGCCACAGGGUACAUGAUCCUCUAUGCUCCCCUCACAGAAGGACUGGCAGCAGAUGAGAAGGAGAUAAAAAUUGGGGAGACCUCGACAGAUCUUGAACUGGAUGGACUCUUGCCAAAUACAGAAUAUACAGUCACAGUUUAUGCCAUGUUUGGAGAAGAAGCUAGUGAUCCCCUUACAGGACAAGAAACUACAUUGCCUCUAAGUCCACCAGCAAACUUGAAAUUUUCUGAUGUUGGACAUAAUAGUGCUAAGCUAUCGUGGGAUCCUGCUUCCAAAAAUGUAAAUGGCUAUCGCAUCAUGCACGUAAAAACAGACGGAACAGAAACCAAUGAGGUGGAAGUUGGUCGUGUUUCAACCCAUACUCUGAAAAGUUUGGCACCCCUUACAGAGUAUACUGUUGCUAUUUUCUCCCUGUAUGAUGAGGGACAAUCUGAACCACUUACUGGCAGCUUUACCACAAAAAGAGUUCCAGCUCCCCAGCAUUUGGAAAUUGAUGAAGCAUCAACAGAUAGUCUCAGGGUCAGCUGGAAGCCCACCUCAUCAGAUAUUGCUUUUUAUAGAUUGGCAUGGAUUCCUUUGGAUGGGGGAGAAUCUGAGGAGGUUGUCAUAAAUGGAGAUGCAGACAGUCAUGUUAUAGAGGGUCUGUUGCCCGACACAGAAUAUGAAGUUUCUCUGCUGGCAGUUUUUGAAGAUGACAGUGAAAGCGAAGUUGUUGCUAUUCUUGGAGCUACAUCUGCAAGUGCUACCACAGUACCUACCACGGUGGCCACCACCAGUGCCACCACCUCUGAGCCCACCACAGCAGUUUUCCGAACAGGAGUCAGAAAUCUAUUUAUAGAUGAUGAAACAACCUCAAGUCUGAGGGUGACAUGGGACAUUUCUGACUACAGUGUUCAGCAGUUCAGAGUGACCUAUCUCACUGCAGAAGGUGACCGUGCUGAGGAGGCGGUAAGAAUGGUAAUGGUGCCUGGCAGACAAAACACUCUUCUACUUCAUCCUCUGCUGUCUGAUACAGAAUACAAAGUUACCAUAACCCCCAUCUAUUCUGAUGGGGAAGGAAUCAGUGUCUCAGCUCCUGGAAAAACUUUGCCCCUGUCUGCUCCUAGGAACUUACGUGUCUCUGAUGAGUGGUACAACAGAUUACGUAUCAGCUGGGAUGCCCCACCUUCAGCAACAAUGGGUUACAGAGUUGUCUACAAACCUGUCAACACUCCUGGCCCUGCAUUGGAGACCUUUGUAGGGGAUGAUAUUAAUACCAUUCUCAUUCUAAAUCUCUUCAGCGGAACAGAGUACAGUGUCAAAGUAUUUGCUUCAUACUCAACAGGCUUCAGUGAUGCCCUAACAGGCGUGGCCAAAACCUUGUAUCUGGGUGUGACGAAUUUGGACUCCUACCAAGUCCGCAUGACGAGUCUGUGUGCUCAGUGGCAGCUUCACAGUCAUGCUACUGCUUACAGGGUAGUUAUAGAGUCACUUGAGGGUGGAAAAAAGCGAGAAGUAAAUCUUGGUGGAGGGACAUCUAGACAUUGUUUCUUUGAGCUGAUGCCUGGAACCAAAUAUAAAAUCAGUGUUCAUACACAGCUUCAGGAGCUGGAGGGCCCUGCUGUGAGCAUCAUGGAGACAACAUUACCAUUUCCUACUCAACCACCAACAACACCUUCAACACCCCCUCCACCACCUACAAUCCCACCUGCAAAAGAGGUGUGCAAAGCAGCCAAAGCUGAUCUGGCAUUCCUGGUAGAUGGGUCAUGGAGUAUUGGAGAUGACAAUUUCAAUAAGAUAAUUAACUUUCUCUAUAGCACUGUUGGAGCUUUGGAUAAGAUUGGUCCUGAUGGAACACAGGUGGCAAUAAUUCAGUUUAGUGAUGAUCCCAGGACAGAAUUUAAAUUGAAUGCAUACAAAACAAAAGAGACUCUUCUUGAAGCUAUUCAGCAAAUUGCCUACAAAGGAGGAAAUACAAAAACAGGCAAAGCCAUUAAACAUGCACGAGAAAUCUUAUUUACAGGAGAGUCAGGCAUGAGAAGGGGCAUCCCAAAGGUUUUGGUUGUCAUUACUGAUGGGCGAUCACAGGAUGAUGUGAACAAAGUCUCCAGAGAAAUGCAACUAGACGGUUUUACCUUUUUUGCUAUUGGAGUGGCUGAUGCUGACUAUUCAGAGUUAGUUAAUAUUGGCAGCAAGCCCAGUGAAAGACAUGUCUUCUUCGUGGAUGACUUUGAUGCAUUUAUAAAGAUUGAAGAUGAGCUCAUCACUUUUGUUUGUGAAACUGCAUCAGCAACCUGCCCACUGGUAGUUAAAGAUGGCAAUAAUUUUGCAGGAUUUAAAAUGAUGGAAAUGUUUGGUUUGGUUGAAAAGGAGUUUUCAGCUGUGGAAGGGGUGUCCAUGGAACCUGGUACAUUUAAUGUUUUCCCAUGUUACAGACUGCACAAGGAUGCUCUGGUAUCCCAGCCUACCAAGUAUUUGCAUCCUGAAGGUCUCCCUUCUGAUUACACCAUCACGUUUCUCUUCCGGAUACUCCCGGACACACCACAGGAGCCAUUUGCUCUGUGGGAGAUUUUAAAUGAAGCAUAUGAACCUCUGGUUGGAGUUAUUUUAGAUAAUGGUGGAAAAACUCUGACUUUCUUUAACUAUGACUACAAAGGAGAUUUUCAAACUGUAACUUUUGAAGGUCCUGAAAUAAGGAAGAUAUUUUAUGGGAGUUUCCAUAAGUUACAUGUUGUUAUCAGCAAGACCACGGCCAAGAUAAUUAUUGACUGCAAGGAAGUGGGUGAGAAGACCAUUAAUGCAGCAGGGAACAUCAGUUCUGAUGGCAUAGAAGUGCUGGGGAGGAUGGUGAGAUCCAGGGGACCAAGAGACAACUCUGCACCGCUGCAGUUACAGAUGUUUGACAUCAUUUGUGCUACCUCAUGGGCCAAUCGAGACAAAUGCUGUGAACUUCCUGGCUUGAGAGAUGAGGAAAAUUGCCCUGCCCUUCCUCAUGCUUGUUCCUGUUCAGAAGCCAAUAAAGGUCCCCUUGGGCCUCCUGGACCACCGGGUGGUCCAGGUGUCAGAGGUGCCAAAGGUCAUCGUGGUGAUCCAGGUCCAAAGGGACCAGAUGGACCUCGAGGUGAAAUUGGUGUUCCUGGACCACAAGGACCUCCAGGACCACAAGGACCCAGUGGACUUUCUAUUCAAGGGCUUCCAGGGCCACCAGGUGAAAAGGGAGAGAAGGGAGAUCUUGGUUUUCCUGGCCUGCAGGGUGUCCCAGGAGCAUCAGGUUCACCAGGAAGAGAUGGAGCUCAAGGUCAAAGGGGCUUUCCUGGCAAGGAUGGACCCACAGGCCCACAAGGACCUCCUGGCCCAAUGGGCAUACCUGGUGCUCCAGGUGUUCCAGGUGUUACUGGAAGUCAGGGGCCACAAGGUGAUGUUGGAGCUCCUGGUCCUCCUGGAGCUAAGGGUGAAAGGGGUGAACGGGGCGAUCUCCAGUCCCAAGCCAUGGUCCGGGCUGUUGCUCGUCAAGUGUGUGAACAGCUCAUCCAAGGUCAUAUGGCAAGAUAUAACUCGAUUCUGAACCAGAUUCCAAGCCAGUCUGUCUCAACACGAACCAUCGCCGGACCUCCUGGUGAGCCAGGUCGGCCAGGGGCUCCAGGGCCACAGGGGGAGCAAGGAUCACCAGGCAUGCAAGGGUUUCCAGGAAGCCCUGGUCAACCAGGAAGACCAGGAGAAAGAGGUUUACCAGGUGAGAAAGGAGAAAAAGGCAAUCCAGGUGUUGGAACACAAGGACCCCGAGGCCCACCAGGAUCCACAGGACCUCCAGGAGAAAGUCGAACUGGCAGCCCGGGACCACCAGGAUCUCCAGGUCCAAGAGGUCCUGCUGGUCACACGGGAUCCCCGGGCUCACAGGGUCCUGCUGGGCCUCCAGGGUACUGUGACCCAUCCUCCUGCGCUGGGUACGGCAUGGGAGGUGGAUACGGUGAGCCAACUGAUCAAGACAUCCCAGUAGUGCAGUUGCCACAUAACUCCUACCAAAUCUAUGACCCUGAGGACCUUUAUGAUGAGUUUACUCCUGUUCAAGAAGAGAUGGAGGCCGUUGAGCUGAGAUCCCCGGGAAUCAGUCGCUUCGCGAGGAGGAUAGCCAAAAGGAGCGCCAAGACCCCGGUACGCACAAAGGCAAACAGAAAAAGCCCCUCUCAAUGAACUGCUUAAAAAAAGGAAACAUUUUAUGCACACCUGUGUUUGGCCUUUUGUCCUGGUGCCUCACCUGUCACUGAUGUUUACAGGCUCUUAUGUUAAAGGAGAAAAAAGUGUACCUGGCCAGUUGACACAACAAAUAGUGGUAAUUAUCUUGCAUGCCAGAAGUUUAGUAUGUUAGUGGGUUGGUGCUAGCUGAUGAUGAAAGGUCACUUGUAGAUCUUUCUCUGGAGUACUGUUCCGUUCACUCUUCAAAGUGUAUCUGAAAAAAUGCAUCUGGCUAGGGGGUGUAUGUAGAACCAGUCACAGAAGUUAAUGUUUGGUUAUCCAUUUUUUCCCAGUUGAUUAUUUUCUGUUUGUUUUGGAUGAAUUGCUUUACUAGCAGAGUGACCUGACUAAAUCCACUGGAGAACAAUGCAUCAGGUGUCCUUGUACCCGGCUUAUUAUUCUUUUGCAGAGAUUUCUUACAUUAACAGACCAUUGUUUUCUUAACUCACCUAAAAUAAAUACACAAGAAUGUUCUGUGGGAGCACACUGAUAAUUUAUUGUGAACCUCUUUCAUUUCUGUUUUGUAUACAAAUAAAAGUGGCAAGCUUUUAUAUGGUAAUCCUGUAUUUAUUUGAUUUUUAACUCAAAACAAUUGCAUUAGAUCUUCAGGGGGACAGGAUAUAAUGAGAAGGAAACACAUUUCCUGUUUUCAACACUUUGGGGCAAUGGUUUUAUUUUAAAGGUUGUAGUAUAAACAUUAUUUAGCCUUAUUUUUUAAAUUAUAUAUGGACAAAUGCAGAGAGUAACUAUGAGCUGAGGUAGUUGUACCGACUGCGGAUGCGAGAUUCCACAUGUGACAUGCCCAAGUCAAAAGACUGGCAGGUGUAUUUAGGAACUUGGAUUGGCUAACGAGGAGAGGAAGGCAAAAACACUUGAGCACAGAGCAAUUCAUCAUCUACAAACAAGGUAAGUUAUAGACUCAAUAAGAGCACUGGAAACUGAGCAAGAUCUAGCUCAAAAGCGGCCAUUUAACUUGAAAGCAUAGGUUUGGAACACUUUUUCUUCAGCCCUGUACAGACAAGGAGAGGUUGUCCUGUACAUCCCAGGACCAUCUUCUUGCUCAUCCCUGACUGGGUGGGGGAGUGUAGCCAUAUUCUACAGUCAAGAAAAGCCUGUCAGGUUUGGCCUCUGGCCACUGCCAGGAGCUCCCUUAGCUCAUCAGGAAGAUGAAUGGGUACCUUUGCUGUGUAAUCUUCAAUUAUCUCACCUAGAAUUCAACCUCUUUAGUAGGACACACGAUUUGCACAUGUGACUAGCACGCUCUGGCUGGGGGCUGGAUAUCUUCCUUCUUUCUGUUUUACCAUUACUUCUUCCACCUCUGACUCCAAUCAUUUUCUUGGGGAAAGGCAAUAAAAGGUGAUGGAAUGUGAGUUGAAAGUAAUUUUGUUACCUGCACUUCCAUUUAAAAUAGAAGGUAGAAAAGCAUAAUGUAGUUUAUGGACUUUAUUUUUUAGCAGCUUAACCCCACUUGACAGAACACUGAGGCCCCACAGCCUGGCACAUGCAACUGAUACUCAGAGGUAUUAUUAAAACAAAAUACAGUAAUGCCUGGGGUCACAGCGUUAAUUUCCCUGCCGGCACUGGCUGUGAACACCCUCGUUAAUUUAUCCCAACUGCAAACUGUCUGGUUAGCCCACUUCCAUCCAUGUUGUACUGACACAGCUCAGAGUUCUGCCUGAGAUAAUGCUUACCUGCAGGUCCUGUGGAAAAAAAUCAUCUUUCAAUCCAUUAUGCCUUUGUUGUCUCUGAAGGACUUUGUCUCCUGCUAACAGUGCACUAUAUAUAUAUAUAUAUGUGUGUGUGUGUGUGUGUGUGUGUGUGUGUGUGUGUGUAUAUAUGUGUGUAUAUAUAUAUAUAUAUAUAUAUAUAUAUAGUCCUGACUCGCUGUCCUGCAACAUUAUAUCCAAAUCUCAAGUUCUUGUGGGACCACAGAGAGUGACAGGGCAGCACCAGGGAUGUAGGGACACACCAUAAUCCAGUAACACCAUAAUUGGUGUUAUUCACAUGGAGUGAAUAACACCAAUCCAACAUGGUGUUAUUCACUCCAUGUCACAGCCUGAUGCUAACAGCCUGAGCAAAUCCCUGAGGGUGUUGUGGUGUGCAGUUGAUGUCACCUGUGCUGUGCCAACCCAACAGCUCCCACAGCAGUCUCCUGGGCUGGGGGAGCAGCUGGAAGCAGCACAGCACCCCUCUGCUUGCAGGGAAUUUGGGUGCUCUGGGCCUGAGGGAUCCCCAGCGUGGGACACCCGCACAAGCAGCUGCCACCGCCACCUCCUCCCCACACCACAGGGAUGCACAUGGAGUGAAUUAAACAAAUGACUUGGCAUAAUAAAGUGGCCAGACUCAUUCUAAUUUUGUAACAAUUUAUAUACUAAAGAACAAGCUUCAGCUGCAGUAGUCAAUUUGUUUUAACUUUCUAUUUUCUGUGUAAUUUACUGGCACCAUGCUGACCAGAAUGCUUCUGGUAUUAUUGAUCAUUUAGUGACUUGCUGGACAUACCUUGGUAAUAAAGAGUAACAAACGCGUGGGCUCUACCCAAUUAUAUACUAUUCAGGAAUUGUAUGUUUGCCAAAAGAAGUAAAACACAGUCAGACAAGAUUUUCUCCGAAAUCCAGUCUCUGAAUAAUCAAGAGUGUCUUGUGUUUUUUCCAGACCACCCAAGAAACUGAAGCUGCUGACUGAAGUAUUCAGCACAUAAUGAACAGCUGAUGCCACAUAGAUCUUACCAAUAAGCUGUGUACUGUGUCCUUACAAAGAUAAGAGCAUUUACUGCAACCCAGGGCUUUUAAAAAUACUUUCACUAGUUAAAGCAGUGUAGUAACUGACUUGGACGUGAAGGCUGCACAUUCACUAGGUAGGAACUUUUCCUGGGAUAAGCCCAUCUGAAUGUCAAAGAAAGGCCCAAUUAAUUUAUUUCACAUAAUGAAAUAUGGUUAUAAAUAAACAUCUGUUUUUCUUCCUGUAUGAUGCUUGUAUGAAACAAAUGCAGAACACUCAAAUUCCCCUUACCAAACAUGGUAAAAUUUGGCAAAUAAUGUACCAGCAUUUCCUACAACACAGAAAACAGGUGCUUUACUUAUCUACAGAACAGCUUUGGCUUGAGGGUUUUCAGAGCAGGAAAGCAGAAAGGAAUUUCAGGGAAGUAACUUGCAAAAGUGAAGUAAAUUUUUAGACUUUUUUUGCAUCAUUCAACACUUAAGUUUGGUUUCCUUAUUUGGUUUUCAAAAUAAAAAUGUUGCUGCUUUGUUCUGUAAUAUGUUACUUAAAGUAAGUAAGGCAUAUUCCUGUGACUUGAAUAAAAAUCAGAUUGAGGCUGAAGGGGGGAAAAAAGGUAAAGUAUCUCCGUGAUCAGCCUUUACUGUCUGUUAUUUCAACAAGCUCUUUAAUGAAAUCUGUUCUACACUGGGUUGUCAGCAGACCUCCUCCUAAUGAAGAAGAGUCACAUCAGAAAAUGCUCUGCACAGCCCCAAAUGGGUGUUCUGGUUGGUAACAAGCAGAGUUACCAACACUGGCGUCGAGAGUGUGCCAUCUUCAAAAGCCAGGCCCAGCUGGGGCAAUGCUCUGCCUGGCUACUUUCCAAGGCAGACAGAACCACAGGGAUAUCGAAUCUCCCAAUGACAAUCAUGUAACACCUCAACAUCAAGAGCAGAAUACCAUUAGGAACACAUUUAAUGACAUUCAGCACCUAGAAAGUAGAGUCACCCUUACUGCUGUCAUUCAGCACACCCAAGAUUCAGAUUUAGAUGGAGAUGAACAGUAGUCUGAAAAAGUAAGAUCAUUAAAAAAAUAGUAGUUGUCAUUUUGUUCCUUAGAGCAAAAUGUAUCAAAAGAUUCCCAAA
This is a messenger RNA of Poecile atricapillus (Black-capped chickadee), 9594 nucleotides long. RefSeq names its product collagen type XIV alpha 1 chain (gene COL14A1). Gene Ontology annotation, molecular function: protein binding. The coding region runs from base 143 to 5713 and encodes 1856 amino acids. Lineage: Eukaryota; Metazoa; Chordata; Aves; Passeriformes; Paridae. The transcript has 49 exons. Gene Ontology annotation, cellular component: interstitial matrix. The record is from RefSeq and is a predicted model, not a curated record.